Molecule: messenger RNA, 1980 nt
Organism: Cordyceps fumosorosea ARSEF 2679
Lineage: Eukaryota; Fungi; Ascomycota; Sordariomycetes; Hypocreales; Cordycipitaceae
Product: 2-succinylbenzoate-CoA ligase
Exons: 3
Coding region: 1-1980 (659 amino acids)
Biological process (GO): fatty acid metabolic process
Molecular function (GO): medium-chain fatty acid-CoA ligase activity
Source: RefSeq, a predicted model, not a curated record
AUGAUUGCGCCAUCAGCCCUGUCGCUGGCCAACCGGCGACUGACCACGUUCCCCGGCGCCCUUGCUGCUGCCGCUGCCGCUUCUUCCAUCGUCGUCACCGCCGCCGCCGCCGCCAGGAACGAGACACGCGUCCACCCAGCCAAGCUACUGCUGCAGUCGCAUCGCUGCCGCGCCAGGAUGCUCUCCACCAAGGCCGGGACUACGCUCCUCCCGCGCCUCCCCAUCCUCGAGGCCGUCGCCGCGCACGACCCCAAGUCCACCGUCGUCGUCCACUCCCUGUCCGGUCGCCGCUUCACAUACGGCGAGCUCCUCGGUGAUGUCGCCCGCGCGCGGGAGCGCCUGCGCGAGGCCGUCGGCGGGAAGCCUCUGACUGGCGAGCGCGUCGCCUUUUUGAUAGAAAACAGCUACGACUAUGUCGUCAUGUUCCUGGCCAUCAUGGCUGCCCGCGCCAUAGCAGUGCCCCUCUCCCCACCGUUUCCCGCUCCGGAGCUGCAGUACAUCCUCGACCAGAGCGCCGCCUCCGUCCUCAUCUCCUCGCCCAAGUUCGCCGCCAAGGCCAGGGAGGUGCUCGCCACGGACCUUCAGCAAAGGCCGGUGUACUUUGAGCUCCCCAAGCACACCGGUAGCGGCAGCGGCAACACCAACGAGGCCGUGUCGUUGGCCGACCAAGACUUCUCUGGUGCCGGCCUAAUGCUAUACACCUCGGGCACAACCAAUCGACCAAAAGGGGUAUUACUCCCGGAACACGUCCUCACGGCUCAGUGUCGCUCUCUCCAUCAGGCAUGGGAGUACUCGCCUGCCGACCACCUCCUCCACGUCCUUCCCCUCCACCACAUUCACGGCACCGUCAAUGCCGUUCUCACACCCCUCUUCGCCGGCUCGUCCAUCGAGUUCAUGUUUCCCUUCAAUGCCGACGCCGUCUGGAAGCGCUUCGCAGCGCCCUUCCUCCCCACCGACGGCACCACUCACACCCUCAACGGCACAACCACUACUACCACCACAACACCACCGCCUCCCGUCACCUUCUUCACCGUCGUUCCCACCGUCUACAGCCGCCUCCUCUCUAGCCACAAGUCCCUGCCGCCCGCCGUGCAGGCCGCUGCCCGCGAGGCCAUCGCCCCGCGCCACCUGCGUGUCAACAUCUCCGGCUCCGCCGCGCUACCGACCCCCGUCAAAGCCGCCUGGGCCGACCUCAGCGGCGGCAACGUGCUCCUUGAGCGCUACGGCAUGACCGAGGUCGGCAUGGCCCUUAGCUGCGGCCUCUCCUUCGCCGACCGCGUCGACGCUAGUGUCGGCUGGCCCCUGCCCUCCGUCGAGGUCCGCCUCGUCGACACCGACACCGGCGCCGUCAUCCCCCAGCCCAACAACGACAACAACGACAACCAGCUCGACGCCCGCGGCCGCGAACGCGCCGGCGAGAUCCAACUCCGCGGUCCCACCAUCUUCCGCGAGUACUGGCGCAACCCCGACGCCACCGCCCGCGAGUUCGUCGACGACGCCGGCGACGGCCGCGGCCCGUGGUUCAAGACCGGCGACGUCGCCGUGCGCCGCCCCGCCCCCGACGCCGCGGGUCUCAGCAAGGACGCCCGCCAGGCGUGGGCCCGCGGCCCCAUGUACUUCAUCCUCGGCCGCAAGUCGGCCGACAUCAUCAAGACGGGCGGCGAAAAGGUCAGCGCCCUCGAGGUGGAGCGCGAGCUGCUGGCGCUGCCAGAGGUCGCCGAGGCGGCCGUCGUGGCGGUGCCGAGCGGCAACUGGGGCCACAAGGUCGGAGCCGUUGUCAUCCUCGACCCGGAGCGCGCGCAGGCCGGCUGGACCCCGCUCGAGAUGCGCCGCGCGCUCAAGAGCAGGCUCGCCGCCUACAAGAUCCCGCAGGUCAUGAGGGUCGUCGAUCACAUCCCGCGCAACGCCAUGGGCAAGAUCAACAAAAAAGAGCUCGUCAAGGCCAUCUUUGCUGAGGAUAUGAGUGGCGACGAAAAGUAA